UUUUUUUUUAUAAUAAUAAGGAGAAGGAUAAAAGUAGAGAGUCGACUGGACUGUGCAAAUUGAAGCGUAUUCAUAUUGUUAAAUUUUGGUAUAGCUUAAGUGGGCUAUCUAAGGCUAAGAACUAGCAACCUCGCUACAUUGUACAAUUUUUGGAGGACCAAAGUAAAGGACUUUUUAUGUUUUGGACAUUACUAGCUCGAUUAUACCACAUGAGUUGACAUUGGUCAUGGGGAAAUCUAAGCAGACGGGCAACCACAAAAGUGACAAGAAGAAGAACAUUGCCAAGACGUGGAAGACGAAACGUCGAACAAAGGACCUCGAUCAGAUUCACGAUGACAUGAAACCUGACAAUGCAGCCAGGUUGCUUAAACAGGAGCCAGACUAUGAUGUCACGGGGUGCGCUCAGUUCUACUGCCUGCAUUGCGCGCGAUAUUUUGUAGAUUUGAAAACCAUGAAGGAGCACUUCAAGACCAAAGUACACAAAAAACGGCUGAAGGAGCUGCGGGUGGAGCCGUACACCCAGGCGGAGGCUGAGAGGGCAGCAGGAAUGGGCUCCUACGUCCCCCCCCAAAGCGUGCAUGUGCAGACGCAGCCUGUGGAGGAGGAGAUGAGCUGACUGCACGGGGGCCGGGCUUCUGCCCCCUCCGGGCCUGUGAUGCGACCAAGGGGGGAGGCGGUAGCUCCCUCUAUCCCUCCCAGGGGGCUUUUAUGGUGCGACAGAAACGCUGUCUGCGUAUUUAUGUACACGCAUGUAAAUAUAACAGGUUUGUGUAUAAUCUGUGUACAGUGGCCUACAGGCAUAAUAAAGGUCUGAACGCUUA
Molecule: messenger RNA, 821 nt
Organism: Paramormyrops kingsleyae
Lineage: Eukaryota; Metazoa; Chordata; Actinopteri; Osteoglossiformes; Mormyridae
Gene: znf593
Product: zinc finger protein 593
Molecular function (GO): nucleic acid binding; zinc ion binding
Source: RefSeq, a predicted model, not a curated record